Molecule: messenger RNA, 2276 nt
Organism: Callithrix jacchus (white-tufted-ear marmoset)
Lineage: Eukaryota; Metazoa; Chordata; Mammalia; Primates; Cebidae
Source: RefSeq, a predicted model, not a curated record
AGGCGGCGUCGAGUCCCGCAGCAGCAGCCGCAGCCGAGUGAGCGCAGCACCGCGGCCGCCGCAGGAGCCCGUCGCCUGAAGCAGGAGCGGGCGGAAGACAACGGAGGGGCCCAGCGUCCGAGCCACGCCGCGGACACCGAACGAGCAGCCCGAGGCGGCGGCAGCCGAGGACGGGGACGGCGACGACGCGGAGGCAGAGAAGGGAACGCCCAGCCCAGCCCCGUAGCACAGGCGGAGUGCAGCGGAGGCCCUGCCCCUGCCGUCAUGCGGUUCCCGUUCGGGAAGUCUCACAAAUCUCCAGCAGACACUGUGAAGGAUCUGAAGGAAAGCAUGGCCGUUCUGGAAGAGCAAGACAUUUCUGACAAAAAAGCAGAAAAGGCUACAGAAGAAGUUUCCAAAAAUCUGGUUGCCAUGAAAGAAAUUCUGUAUGGCACAAAUGAAAAAGAGCCUCAGACAGAAGCAGUGGCCCAGCUUGCUCACGAACUCUAUAAUAGUGGGCUUCUUAGCACCCUGGUAGCUGAUUUACAGCUCGUUGACUUUGAGGGCAAAAAAGACGUGGCUCAAAUUUUCAACAAUGUUCUCAGAAGACAAAUUGGUACAAGAACUCCUACUGUUGAAUACAUCUGCACCCAACAGAAUAUUUUGUUCGUGUUAUUGAAAGGGUAUGAAUCUCCAGAAAUAGCUUUAAAUUGUGGAAUAAUGUUAAGAGAAUGCAUCAGACAUGAACCACUUGCAAAAAUCAUUUUGUGGUCAGAACAGGUUUCUGAUUUCUUCAGAUAUGUCGAAAUGUCAACGUUUGACAUAGCUUCAGAUGCAUUUGCCACAUUCAAGGAUUUACUUACAAGACAUAAAUUGCUCAGUGCAGAAUUUUUGGAACAGCAUUAUGAUAGAUUUUUGAGUGAAUAUGAGAAGUUACUUCAUUCAGAAAAUUAUGUGACAAAAAGACAGUCACUCAAGCUUCUCGGUGAACUACUACUAGACAGACACAACUUCACAAUUAUGACAAAAUACAUCAGUAAACCUGAGAACCUCAAGUUAAUGAUGAACCUGCUGCGAGACAAAAGUCGCAACAUCCAGUUUGAGGCCUUUCACGUUUUUAAGGUGUUUGUAGCCAAUCCUAACAAGACACAGCCCAUCCUAGACAUCCUCCUCAAGAACCAGACCAAACUCAUAGAGUCCCUCAGCAAGUUUCAGAAUGACAGGACGGAGGAUGAGCAGUUUAAUGACGAGAAGACCUAUUUAGUUAAACAGAUCAGGGAUUUGAAGAGACCAGCUCAGCAAGAAGCUUAAUCUCCAGUAAACAUCUAUAUUAAAUCCAAAUUCAGCCUUUGCUGUUAGCUAUUCAGCAUCAGGCACUCUUAUUGAUUCAUGAGGAACAUUACUGCUAAUCUACUGUUAAGUGAACGGUUUUUCAUUUUACCCUUUUGUUUUUCAGUCCAGGUUGGAGAUCAUAGCUGCUGCUGCUGCUUGCACACUAGGGCACAUGUGGGCUUUCUCUUGAUCUUUGUGUCAUUUCAGAAUUCAAAGACUCCGUGUGCUGCGGGAGUUCUGAACACGGCUGGGUUCAUGAAGGCAAAUGUAUGGAUGAGAGUGUGGUUUAGGGAAGAGGGCAUUGAUACGAUCAGAUUAGACCUAUCUUUGCUUUUUUACACCCAUCUUUGCUGGCGAUCUGAGUGCAGUGUGGCAUGCGCACACCUGGCAUCCCUGUGUCAGAUCGCGCGCCUUCACUGAAGGACGAUCACGCAGAGCUUUAUCUGAAAUCAGAGGGGAACUGUAUCCAAAAAUGGGAGUUUCGGGGCAGAUAAAGUUGACAUGCGAAUAAAUUGAUACUGAAACUUAGCAACUUCUUAAAAGUGUGAAGAAGCCUCAUAAGGUCAUAAGGAAAAUGGAUAUAUGCUUUUCACAGCUUUCUAGAAUUUUUGACAUUUGAUUUUCUUGAGACUUGUAAACCUGGAUAUGUUGAAGAGUAUUUGUUAAUUUUACUUUUUGAAGAUAUUUUAAAACAGUAGAGCUAGCAAUGACACCUUGCAUUUCAUUUCAACACUGCUUACAGGUUUCUUUUGUAUAUAAUUCUUAGAAUGCUCAUUUCUUUUCAAUUGUUUAAUUUGUACAGCAGAGGAAUGUUACUGCAGUAGUAUGUAACUAUACCUAAUACUGAGUUUUUGCAAAAAACAAUGAAUGCUCAUAUGUAAUUGAAAUACUUCAGAUCACAUGAAAAUGCUGAUUUAACAUUUAAGUAUCACAGCAUUAAAAGGCAACAAAAGUAAAAAAAAAAU